Messenger RNA from Salvelinus namaycush (lake trout), 1296 nucleotides. Its product is annotated as receptor-type tyrosine-protein phosphatase-like N. The coding region runs from base 1 to 1296 and encodes 431 amino acids. The transcript has 12 exons. The record is from RefSeq and is a predicted model, not a curated record. Gene Ontology annotation, biological process: protein dephosphorylation. NCBI's taxonomy places the organism in Eukaryota, Metazoa, Chordata, Actinopteri, Salmoniformes, Salmonidae. Gene Ontology annotation, molecular function: protein tyrosine phosphatase activity. Gene Ontology annotation, cellular component: secretory granule.
AUGCAGAGGAGCGAGGGUCAUGGGCUGCCCCAUGCCACGCGGGUGAGGGAGGGCUCCAGUGGGCUGGUACUGGCGCUGGUGUCCAUGGCGUGUGUGAGCGGGGUGGUGGUGGUAGCGCUGACCAUUGCCUGUCUCCGACACCACGCCAAGCAGCUGGCCUCCGGGAAACUGGGCCUCGGACCCGAGGGAGGACCGGAGACACAUGUUGACUACCAGGAGCUCUGCAGGCAGCACAAGGCAGCCAAGACGUCGUUCAGUCGUCAGGAGGCGGUGGGUGUGGGAGCGGGGGGACGGAGGGGGACAGACACCUCCAGGGUGAGCAGUGUGUCGUCCCAGUUCAGUGACGGCCCUCAACACAGCACCUCCUCACACAGCAGUACGCCCUCCUGGAGCGAGGAGCCCGCCCAGUCAAACAUGGACAUCUCUACUGGUCACAUGAUACUGGCCUAUAUGGAGGAUCAUCUGGAGAAUAAAGACCGUCUGCUGAAGGAGUGGGAGGAUCUAUGUUCCUACCAGGCUGAACCAAGUGCUGUCACUGUAGCGCAGAGUGAAUCCCACCUGGAGAAGAACCGCUGCCCUGACUCACUGCCCUAUAAUCAUUCCCGUGUGAAAUUGAAGGCAGAGAGCAAAUCCACCAAGGAAGACUACAUUAACGCCAGCAUCAUAAUUGACCACGACCCUCGACUGCCUGCUUACAUCGCUACCCAGGGACCACUGGCACACACCAUCGCUGACUUCUGGCAGACGGUCUGGGAGAAUGGCUGCACAGUGAUAGUGAUGAUGACAGCCCUGGUUGAGGAUGGAGAGAUUCAGUGUGUUCGCUACUGGCCUGAUGAGGGAUCCUCCCUCUACCACAUCUACGAGGUGAAUUUGGUCUCUGAACACAUCUGGUGUAAAGACUUCCUGGUUCGUAGUUUCUACCUGAAGAACGUUCAGACCCAGGAGACUCGUACCUUGACACAGUUCCACCUGCUCAGCUGGCCCGCCAACGGAAUCCCUAACUCCACACGCCCUCUGCUGGACUUCCGCAGGAAGGUGAAUAAGUGCUACAGAGGUCGAUCCUGCCCCAUCAUCGUUCACUGCAGUGACGGCACGGGCAGAACUGGAACCUACAUCCUUAUUGACAUGGUCCUCAAUCGCAUGGCUAAGGGUGUGAAGGAGAUUGAUAUUGCUGCGACAUUGGAACACAUUCGGGAUCAGAGACCGAACUUAGUCCGCACCAAGGACCAGUUUGAGUUUUCCCUGACUGCCGUGGCAGAAGAGGUCAAUGCCAUCCUGAAGGCUCUGCCACAGUGA